This is a messenger RNA of Diatraea saccharalis (sugarcane borer), 1149 nucleotides long. The record is from the annotation of a GenBank genome assembly. Lineage: Eukaryota; Metazoa; Arthropoda; Insecta; Lepidoptera; Crambidae.
AUGUCUACUAGCAAUGAUCUGGCCGAUGUGGAGUCACCGAAGGCGCGCAUGCGCCCAGCAGUCAGCAAGAUAUUCUGUUGUAGCGUCACUGCCGCUUCCGGAUUUAUUGCUGCUUAUGCCUUGGUGGCGUACGCUAUAGCUCUGAUAUAUGAAGUGGUGUGGAUAGUUGAGUCCCAGGGCGGGCUGCCGGUGGCGUCCGUGCUGCUGAUGGCCUGCUACUGCAUAGUAAUAGCAGCCACUGUAACGCUGGUCCACGGACUUAUAUCGAAAAACAAUAAAUACCUUCUGGCGUGGCUGAUCGCAGUGAUCCUCGUGUUGAUUCCAGAAUGUGCUCUAGUCUUUUAUAUGUCCAUUAGUCAUUGGGGUCUUCAAGGGGUUUAUGGCGGAGCUGAGCUAGCGUGUUACGUGGCUCGCUUGCCAGCGGUAGUCAUAGGAGUCGUCCUAGUUCAGUCAGCGUAUGCUCUCAGAGAAGCCAGGAAUGCUGGGUAUCCUAAUGGUGCUGCGGUGAGUGGCAGCGAGUUCGACGCGAGCCACUUCGUUCCGGAUGCCACCAAUGCAUUCACCAACGAUGGUUUUAUGCCAGACACUGGUAAAGCAGGUUCUAUGCCGGACUUACGACGACACCUCGCCGCGCGACAAUCUAUGAACAUGGGUUAUCCAAUGAUGCUCCCACAACCACCCCCGGCUUAUUGGCAGCAUCUCGCGGACAGACAGUACGCGGACCGUCAGUAUGCAGACAGACAGUACGCUGCGUCCCUACGAGGUGUUCCCAAGUCCUACCCUGGACCGCAAAUGUACGGUACCUGGGUUGGCCCUCGUUCCGGCCCCUAUGACAACCCGUAUAAACGCCGACACUCAGUAGUAGGCGCUUUCGACGAAUACCCCGCUAAAUACGAGUACGAUGACAGAACAGAAUGCAAGAGCGAGAUGGCGUAUCCUUAUAGACCUUGUUACCCUUACCCCGAAUACGACCCGAGGUUUUAUGAUUAUAAAAGAGAAGAUGCGGCGUAUGGAGUCAAUCUGUUACGACACGAACCCUACAGAUUCAGCGGUUCGAGAGAACGGGUGUUUUAUGGGAUGCGGAACAGCCACAAUUCAGUUGGUAAUGAAUCUGAUGACCUCACCAAAUAUAAAGACGUGGCGUUAUAA